Fonsecaea erecta is the source of this 3474-nucleotide messenger RNA. RefSeq lists its product as hypothetical. The transcript has 3 exons. Gene Ontology annotation, biological process: double-strand break repair via homologous recombination. Gene Ontology annotation, molecular function: damaged DNA binding; single-stranded DNA binding. The record is from RefSeq and is a predicted model, not a curated record. NCBI's taxonomy places the organism in Eukaryota, Fungi, Ascomycota, Eurotiomycetes, Chaetothyriales, Herpotrichiellaceae. Gene Ontology annotation, cellular component: Smc5-Smc6 complex; site of double-strand break; nucleus. Bases 1 to 3474 code for a protein of 1157 amino acids.
AUGGCGCGCCUCAAACGCCCAGCUCCAGAUUAUGGCGUCGAUGACGGCGACACCAAUACCUCUGGCAAGAGGAGACGGACAACAAGUGACGAGUCAUCUUUUCCUCGUGGGACUUCGAGCGAUCGACUCGAUGGCGCCGAGGCCAGUACCCCACCGUCAGAUUUCGGUUCCUACCAAGAAGACUACGACAAAGACGACGACGACGACGAUGACGACGACGAAGAAGAAGAAGAGGAGGGUGAAGAAGGAGAUGAGGAUGAGGACGAGGACGGGGAUGACGAGGCUGUUCUUGCAGCCAUCGAGGCCAGAAGCAGAGAUGAUGAUCACAACAAGCCCGCAGAUUACGGCAUUUUAGAGGGGGUACACCUGAAAAACUUCAUGUCACAUGAAGAUAUGAGUUGCGAGUUUGGCCCGUGCAUCAAUUUCAUCUGCGGCAAAAAUGGGAGUGGAAAGAGUGCCAUCCUUACGGCCAUCGUCCUGUGUCUAGGAGGGAAAGCUGCAGCGACUAAUCGAGGUGCCCGCCUGCAGGAUUUCAUCAGGGAAGGAACAGACAACGCCACCAUCAUCUGCAGGCUCAAGAACCAGGGUGAGAAUGCAUACAUGCCCGACGUGUAUGGGAAGACAAUUCAAGUCGAACGCCAUAUCUCACGCAGUGGUGUUAGUGGAUUCAAGUUGAAAUCGGACAAAGGCCGUAUCGUUUCCACCCGGAAGUCUGACCUGGAAGAAAUCUGUGAUCAUAUGAUGUUGCAGAUCGAAAACCCCAUGGCUAUCCUCUCGCAGGACCAGGCGCGCCAGUUCAUUGCCACCUCGAGUCCGGCCGAGAAGUACAAAUAUUUUCUGAUGGGCGUUCAACUUGAACAGCUUGACCAGGACUACCGAGUCAUCGAAGAACAGCUCGAUAAUAUUAGUGCAAAAAUCGCCGACAGAGCCCCUGACCUGAAGGUCUUAAAGGGGAAAGCGAGCAGCGCGGCAAAUAAGCUUACACUAUCCAACAGAUAUGAGGCUAUGAAUGACAAGGUGCGAACGUAUCGCGAAAAGCUGGCUUGGGCUCAGGUCGCGGAAAAGGAGGCCUUGCGAGACGAAUAUGUCGCAACGCUUGCAGAGGCGGACGCCAAGAUCGCUGCUUAUGAGGCGCGGAUGGCAGCGCACGAUGCUGCUUAUGAUGAAGCCGCUGGAGCUUUAGCCGCCGCGCAGGAGAGGCAUGAGGCGGCGAAAUCAAACGUUGAACGCCUGGAAGGGGAACAGAAAGAGCUGAAGGCACAACACGACAAUCUGAAGAAGAACCAUUCAGAAGUGGCGGCAGAUCAACGACAAAUCCGUGGCGCCAUGGCCAAUGUUGAUAGAACCAUCAAACAGACGAAAGCAGAUAUAAAAAAGGAAGAGCAAAGGUUGGCCGAGCUCGAUGGGGGAGGAGCUGCUCGCCGCAUCAGAGAGCUUGAGGAGGCCAAAGAAGCACUUGAAAAGGCCCAAGACGAGUUACAGGUACACUUGGACGGAAGAGGACUACUCGCUGCAGACAUUGAGGCAAUGGCAAGACUUGAGCACGAAGCUCGAGAAGCAAAGAGGAAUGAGGACCAGAGAGUCGUCGACUUGGACAACAACCUCAAGCGCCUGAUGGAGAACCGCGACUCCCAAGACCUUGCUUUUCAUCCCAAAAUACACGAACUCCUGCGAGCUUUGCACGCGGAAAAGGGGUUUCGGGACCCUCCCGUGGGGCCCCUCGGAAAACAUAUCAAAUUGUUGAAACCGGAGUGGUCGUCAAUUUUGGAAAAAACGUUCGGUAAAUCACUUGCGGCAUUCAUAGUGAGCAACAAGGAGGACGAACAUCUAUUGACUAGCAUCAUGCGACAGACCCGGUGUGUUCUGCCUAUCGUCAUCGCAAACAAACUUCCGCUGAACAUCGAGCCACACCUGCCCGAUCCGCAGUUCGACACCAUCUUAAGUGUGCUGGAAAUCGACAACGAGGCGGUCAAGAAACAGCUCAUUAUAGCUCACCAGAUUGAGCAGACCAUCCUCAUUCCAGACAUGACCGAAGCCUCAAAAAUCCUCUUUUCGGGGCGGCCGUUGCGCAAUGUUAGACGAUGCUAUUGCUUCCAACCAGGCGACAAAACCAAAGGAGCUUCCUUGUUUUAUCGAAAAGGCAAGUCAGCGCAAGACCCAGUGCACGAAUAUAUUGGCCCUCCGAGGAUGAGGACAAACAGCGACGAAGCGAUUCAGCAACAGCAACAAGUACUUGCUGACUGCAAAAAACAACGUCUUCGUGCAGAUCAGGAAUACCGCAGUGCUCAGGACCGCCUUGCCAGAGCAAGACAGGCUGUCGUGCGACAUGGGGCCACAAAGCGAGAACUCGAGAUCGCCGUACAGAGAGCGGAAGACGUCGUCCAUCGGUUGCAGGAGGCUACCGAGGACGACAGCGCCGAAGGUGGCACGUUGGAGGCCUUGCACGAGGCAUUGCGCGAGGCUGAGGAUCAAAAGAGUAUCCACGCGAGCUCUUUCGGAGACUCAGUCCGUGCUCUUGACGAGCUAUCGCGCAAACUGCGCGAAGCAACCGAGAGCUGCAAAGAACUCGAUGAGCGCCUCAGAGAAGCUCGCGCUGUCGUCGUUAGGGAGCGGACAACUGUGCAGAGGGCGGAGAAGGAACGUGCCACAGCGUUGGCUCUCAAGAAUAGAGACACGACUGCGAUCACGACCGCCAGAGCUGACCGUGCUCACCUAGAAAGGGCAGGGCAAAACUGGGAUAAAAUCAUUGCAGAGUCCACAAAAGAGGCCAGGCUAAUAUGCGAGCGGGUCAGCCUCGCCGAAGGCGAGACCGCCGAAGUGCUUAAGAAAAAGCACGAAAGGCUCAAGGCAGAUUACGACAAAUAUCAAGACCUGGUUGGUGAUCGAAACGCCAUUGCCGCCGAGGCAUCGAAAUGUGCGAAGGCAUACGAGGCCGCCCAGAAGGAACUGGCUUCAUUGGAAUCUCUACAAGCGCAAUUCACAAUGACACUGGCAGACCGGCGAAAGAGGUGGAUGGAAUUCCGGGGCCAUAUUACUGCGCGAGCCAGGGGUAGCUUCAUCCUUAAGCUCAGCGAGAGAGGGUUCCGUGGAAGGCUCAUUGUUGAUCAUAAAAGGAAGCAUGUGGACACCACCGUCGAACCUGAUAUCACGAGACGCAACGGGACCGGGCGCAGCGCAAAGACUCUGUCUGGCGGCGAGAAGUCAUUCACCCAGAUCUGUCUGUUGCUCUCGAUUUGGGACGCAAUGGGUGUCCCGAUCCGAUGUCUCGACGAGUUUGACGUAUUCAUGGAUGCGGUCAACAGGACCACCAGCGUCCAGCUACUGAUAGAUGGAGCACGCCAAAGCAGUGGCUCGCAGUUCCUUCUUAUUAGCCCUGGUAAUAAGUCGGAUAUCCAGAGGGCUCCGGAUAUCUGCAUUAUUGAGAUCGCUCCCCCAGAGAGGGGCCAAACGAGGCUCGUCCUUCCUCGGACGUGA